GUCGCUAGUCCGAUCGCGAUGAAUGGAGUGCUCCCGAGUGUGACCUGGGGCACAUGGGACCUGGAAGGACGAGUAAUGGCCACUCGGAGCGGCAACGGAGGAGACGUUAGCUUCGAUCAAGACAGUAAGAAGGACAGAAGACGGCGGGAGAAAGGUGUGCCGCCACUCAAAACCCAAGAGACCGCAUGGUUCAGCGAGCUCCUCCAUGACAGAAUUGAACCAUUGACACUCCUGCACUACCUUCCCAAUCCACUCGCAACAACGAAGGCGUUACCGUCUGUAAUUCCUUGGGACCGACUGCCUCAUGGUAUUCACCCCAAAGACGGCUACUUGCCUCCAAAACGCGUCCAGAACAAGCGCCACCAAGUGGACAACCUUGCUGUAUUCCUUCAGCAUCUCCUUCGCGAUGGUGACCGCGUCGUCGAGUUCUGCGCAGGCUCAGGGUAUGUCGCGCUUCCUCUGGCAUGCCUUUUUCCCAAGUGCCAGUUUGUUCUGUUGGACAUGAAGAAGCCAUCGCUGGACAUUGCGCACGAACGCAUCAAGGCUGCUGGCUUGACCAACGUGACUGUCUUUUGCGGCAAAGUUGAUGAGUACACGGACACCUUUGACGUCGGCAUUGCAUUGCACGCGUGCGGCGAGGCCACGGACAUGGUGCUGGAAAAGUGCCUCGAGUCGACGGCGGCAUAUGUGUUGGCGCCGUGCUGCGUGGGAAAGAUCAAGCAUAGCGCACUGGCGUACCCUCGAUCGAGCAUCUUAACUAACGUCCUGUCGCGGCACGAAUAUGAGAUCGUGGCAAAAGCGGCCGACUUUGGCCACACCGCGUUGACCUUGACGGAGCUUAACGUGGCAAGACGUCGAUGCAAGAGCGUUAUAGAGGCUGAUCGAAACCUGCGGGCGCGAGAGACCAAAGGGUACACGACUGCCAUGUACAUAAUGCACCCAGUGACCGCGACGCCAAAGAACGACAUCUUGGUCGGGUGGCCGUCGUCAUUUCGUCACAUGGAAGCACCAGGCCGAUUCCUCUCAGAUGACGCGAUCAAGGCUGCGUUGUAUGGAUACGUUGGUCUUGUGUCGUUGUAAAAAAUACCCCAACCUACGAG
Aphanomyces invadans is the source of this 1100-nucleotide messenger RNA. RefSeq lists its product as hypothetical. The coding region runs from base 19 to 1080 and encodes 353 amino acids. The record is from RefSeq and is a predicted model, not a curated record. The transcript is spliced from 7 exons. Lineage: Eukaryota; Oomycota; Saprolegniomycetes; Saprolegniales; Verrucalvaceae.